This is a messenger RNA of Vicia faba (fava bean), 858 nucleotides long. Lineage: Eukaryota; Viridiplantae; Streptophyta; Magnoliopsida; Fabales; Fabaceae. The record is from the annotation of a GenBank genome assembly.
AUGGAAAGUCUAAUUCUUGGCGAUAUGAAGAAGGCGACGAAACUAGCUAUCGUGAAACAAAAUCAUCUACAGAGAUCAAUGUACUGUGCCCUUAUAUGCUUCAUACUUGGGAUAUUGUGUAUCAAUAUGUUUAUAUUGACCCAAGGUCCACUUGACAUCAAUCAACAUAUGUCCAUUGAACAUGAAGCCCAUAGUGUGUUGAGGAGGGGAAAGGCGAGCUCAAGCAAGAAACGCAAGAGCUUGCCAUCACGAAGGAGUUGGCGAGCUCGCUCGGCCUCUUGGCCGAAAAAACUGAAGAAUUGGGCUAGUGUUGAUGACCAAGAUUUAUUCCUUAGGCAACUUCUUUUGAAACAAAAGGAAUACAUCUUAGAGAAUAAUGGGGUUUGUCAUAAUGAGUCAGAUCUUGUGAAGGCGCCGAGACUAUUCGAUGACAUUGCAAUUAAGUUGAUGCAAUAUUAUCAAGACGGGAAUGGUGACUACUACUAUCUAGACAUGUAUGGAAAAAUCUAUGAAGAUUGGUUCAAAGAGAAUGAUAAUACUCCAAAAGGCUAUGUUCCUUGGAAGGUUCUAUCUUCAUUUGUUCCACCUUCUACUGAUUCAGAUGCUUUACCUCCUAUUAUGAAGUCAUACUUGGAUGUAUGUGUUUACGUGAUCAUGUCAGAUACUCAAGUGAGAGAAGAGCGCCUGAUGGCUCGGCUUGAUGCAAACGUUGUUGAAGCAAUGGCAAUGGAAGAUUAUAUGAUGGCUCAGUUUGCAAGUAUCAAGGAUGCUUUCUUCGCACAAAAGGCUUCGAGCUUUAAUUUUGAUUUUGACGAUUUCAUUGCCCAUCCUGAUCCAUGUCCAUCCCACCUACAAUAG